Messenger RNA from Ramularia collo-cygni, 957 nucleotides. RefSeq lists its product as uncharacterized. Bases 1 to 957 code for a protein of 318 amino acids. Lineage: Eukaryota; Fungi; Ascomycota; Dothideomycetes; Mycosphaerellales; Mycosphaerellaceae. The transcript has 2 exons. Gene Ontology annotation, cellular component: mitochondrion. The record is from RefSeq and is a predicted model, not a curated record. Gene Ontology annotation, biological process: regulation of lipid metabolic process.
AUGUCGCUCACUUUCAAGCUCCUUUCAUUGGUCGUCCGGACUGCAGCAAAACCCAUCGGAAAUUACAUUAAACGGCAGACCAAAGAGCAUGAAGGCUUCCGUAGGUUUGCCGUCGCACAGGCACAACGGGUCCACCGGAUAGACAUGCGAAUGAGAUUGGGAAUUCUACACGAUGCCGAUGCGCAACAACGCAUGGUCGAUCGAGAAGUCAGAGCCGCGGAGGAGAGAAAACGCAAAGCGGAAACACCCAUUGUACGAACCGAGGAAGAACAGCUGAAAUACGAUGCGCAAAAAGCGAAGGAGGAGCAAGACGCAAAAGAUGGCAAGCCCAAAGAGGAGAAAGUGUCGUCUUCUCGGCCGAAAAUCAAGCCAUUGUCUGAAACGAGAGCCAUCGAGCUGGGAGCUAACUUCUUUUCGGAAGCUUUCAUCUUCGGGGUGGCUGUCAGUCUAUUAAUGGUUGAAGCAUGGCGCAGUCGCAGAAAGGAGAGCGAACGACGCGACAAUGUAGCUGAUCGCCUUGAGCAAUUGGAGUUGGAGGUGGAGGGCUUGAGAAGUAGACUGGAUCCGGAUUUGGAGGACGAAAAGGCGUUGAUUGAGAGGGUGCGGCAGGAAAGGGUCCGCAAGACUUGGAGCUGGUGGAAUCCCCUGAGUUGGAGUUGGGUCCGGGGUGAAGAGGACACCGCAAUCAUGGAGGAGGAUAGGGAUAAAGGGGAAAUGCCAGAGAAGGAAAAGCCAUUGGUUGCGAUACACAAACCGGGGCAGAAGAUCGUGGUGGACAGGGCAGAGGAUGACGCGGUCGAUGCGGCGAGGCGGGAAGAAAGGAGAGCGGAGAAGAGAAAGGCAGACAUUGAAAAGGUGUUGGAGGACAAGAAGCAGGCAGCGGUACUGAAAAGGCGUGAAGCGGAGGCGCAGUCGGAAGAGAAGAGUCCGCCGAAUACCGAGAGGAAGGAGCGAUGA